GUUAAGACCGCGAAGACCACUCUUGCGUGUUAGCCAGUGAUCACACACACACACACACACAAACAAACAGCGUCUUCUCGUCGUCAGCUCGGGGUCCUCAAGGAUGCUGAUGAAGAUAUGCCUCCUGCUGACGCUUCUCCUGGGGGUAGCGUCAGCACAGGUGGUCACUGAUAGAGCAGAAUGUCGUGUUUGCGGCGCCGGGUGCCAGUCGGUGCCCCGGUCGGACACCUCAUGCCCGAUCUGCAUCUGCGACGGCGUGGCGCUUCCUGACUGCCCUCUGCAAGGCCUUUGUCCCCCGGGGUGCAGGGAUGCCCGAGACAGUGACGGAUGCCGCCGCUGUGACUGCCAGCGCCCCGAUACCCAGGUGUGCCCUGCCCUCCCUCCGUGCCCCGAGGAGUGUCAGAGGAUUCAGGGCGUCGACGGGUGCCCGACGUGCGUCUGCGGAGAUGAAGGGACCCGCGUGUGCCCUGCCGUGGCGUGCCCGAGGGACUGCUCCUUGGAGAUCGGCGCGGACGGGUGCCAGAGGUGCCAGUGCGAGCGCCCCGGGUUCUGCCCCGCCCUACGUCCCUGCCUGAGGGGCUGCAUCGAGCGGGACGUCGAGGCCGACUGCUUCUCCUGCAACUGCUCGCUGCCUGACGAAGGCGCACUCCCUGGUGGCGAAGGCCCCUUCGGCCGGCCGGAGCCCUUUGGCCCGGAGCCUUUCGGUCCUGGCCUCUUGGGUCCAGGACCUCUAAACCCCUUGGGGCCCCUUGGGGGGAGGAGGCCUUUCGACAGCCCUUUCGACAGGCCUUUCGGCAGACCCUUCGGCAGGCGUCCCCCCUUCCUGGGUGGCCCCUCCCGGCCAUUCCCUCGGUGCCCCAACCAGCCCCGCAGCUGCCCCCGCGGCUGCCGCAUGUCCAUCACCGCCGAGGGCUGCCGCCAGUGCAUGUGCGGCGAUGAUGCCUUCCUGUGCCCUGGCGUCCCGAGGUGUCGGAACCGCUGCCUCUUCCUCAGCCCCGAAGACCGCUGCUGCCGCUGCGAGUGCCCGAACCAGCGCCCCCGCGGCCGCCCCAGCAUCCGGAUCGAGCCCCUGAUCGGGUCCCUCGGGCCCUUCAGGCCCAACGUGCUCAGGAUUGGCAUUCUGAGGCUAGAGCCCUCGGGAGCGCCCGGGAACGUGGCUCCAGGAGACGUCGAGGUCAUAGGUCGUAACCCCACGCCGCCGUUUGCCGAGCGACCUGAGCAGCCAGCAGGAGCUCCCAGGCAACCGGCUGGAGCUCCCAGGCAACCGGCUGAAGCUCCUAGGCAACCAGCUGGAGCUCCCAGGCAACCGGCUGAAGCUCCCAGGCAACCGGCUGAAGCUCCUAGGCAACCGGCUGGAGCUCCUAGGCAACCAGCUGGAGCUCCCAGGCAACCGGCUGAAGCUCCCAGGCAACCGGCUGAAGCUCCCAGACAACCAGCUGGAGCUCCCAGGCAACCAGCUGGAGCUCCCGUGCAGCCAUCUGAGGAACCCACACAACGAGAUCGAUUUCCAACUCGGCCAGAAGCAAAUCAACCCGAUGCAGCUCCAGAGCAGCCGGCCGAACUCCCAGCUCAAGCUCCACCAGCUGAAGGUCCCAUGCAGCCAGAAACAGCUCCUGCACAACCAGCUGAAGAUCCCAUGAGGCCAGACGCAGCUCCAGCUCCACCAGCUGAGGAUCCCAUGACGCCAGACGCAGCUCCUGCACAAUCAGCUGAAGAUCCCAUGAGGCCAGACGCAGCUCCAGCUCCACCAGCUGAGGAUCCCAUGACGCCAGACGCAGCUCCUGCACAACCAGCUGAAGAUCCCAUGAGGCCAGACGCAGCUCCAGCUCCACCAGCUGAAGGAUCCCAUGCAGCCAGAACCAGCUCCUGCACAACCAGCUGAAGACCCCGUGC
This is a messenger RNA of Penaeus indicus, 1893 nucleotides long. RefSeq names its product basic proline-rich protein-like. NCBI's taxonomy places the organism in Eukaryota, Metazoa, Arthropoda, Malacostraca, Decapoda, Penaeidae. The transcript has 2 exons. The coding region runs from base 104 to 1882 and encodes 592 amino acids. The record is from RefSeq and is a predicted model, not a curated record.